This is a messenger RNA of Mesocestoides corti, 201 nucleotides long. Lineage: Eukaryota; Metazoa; Platyhelminthes; Cestoda; Cyclophyllidea; Mesocestoididae. The record is from the annotation of a GenBank genome assembly.
AUGAAGGUUCCACCACUCAGUUAUUAUGACGCAUGCCUUACUCCGUCAAAGAAAUAUGAUGAACAGGGUGACGCGUCUUUUGGAUUCGAACUCACCCGGUUUGUUCUCAUAUCUGGUUUAACAUUUUUGUCUAAUCUCGUAGUAGCUUGUAUUCACAAACUCACCAACUACUACGACAGUAUAUCAGAUAAAUUUUGCUGA